Messenger RNA from Symbiodinium necroappetens, 678 nucleotides. NCBI's taxonomy places the organism in Eukaryota, Dinophyceae, Suessiales, Symbiodiniaceae. The record is from the annotation of a GenBank genome assembly.
GUUAUGCCAGCCCAAUUGCGUGAUGAUGCGCAAGAGGAUGUUGCUGCUCGUGAAGAGCAGGUUGGUCACAGAGCUGAGACACAACCUCCAAGGUUGACGGCAAGUUAUGGCACGAUGCCAGAUGGCGCAGGUGCUGUAUCUGUCAAUGGGGGUGGAGCAUCCACUGAAGCCCCAGCCGUGGUGCAGGCCCCAGCUGGCCCUCAACAGGACUCGACUACAGCGAGUACGAUUGCGGAGCGGCGGGACAGAGCGCUGGUUGGAACAGAGCUACAGGAAGGAGCCCAGGCAGCAGGCUCGACUGGAUUUGUGACUCCGAGGUCUAGCAGGGCCCCGGAGGGCUACCAGAACAACUGGAUGGGCAUGGAGUUGCCACGAUGGGUGACGCGGCUGGGAUCAAUGCUGAAUAUUCCAGCCAUACCGUCGCCAGGAGAAUUUGUGCCGAGUCCCAUGCUGAGUGAUGGACCGCGACCUGUGCCCCCGGGUGGGCACGCCUUUGUGCUUUCGCCCCCGCGGCGACGGCCCUCAAUGCGAGAGAAGAGCCUCCUGAGCUACUUGCGGGACACGGUGUAUUUGGAGAUGAUCCCUCAGGACUUCAACCUGGACGUGCACGAGAUUGGCAAGAAAGGGUACCACCAGGGGAUCCUCUCAGGGUAUUUGGAUCUCGAGAGCCAGUAUUAG